This is a messenger RNA of Sapajus apella (tufted capuchin), 1339 nucleotides long. It is a transcript of the gene RAB33A, whose product is annotated as RAB33A, member RAS oncogene family. The record is from RefSeq and is a predicted model, not a curated record. NCBI's taxonomy places the organism in Eukaryota, Metazoa, Chordata, Mammalia, Primates, Cebidae. Gene Ontology annotation, biological process: Rab protein signal transduction. Gene Ontology annotation, cellular component: endosome; Golgi apparatus. The coding region runs from base 495 to 1208 and encodes 237 amino acids. Gene Ontology annotation, molecular function: GTPase activity; GTP binding. The transcript has 2 exons.
UAAAUGGGGGCAAGAAGAAAGAAGUCUAUCCGGGGUGGCGUGUGCCGUUGUCCCCACCCCCUCCCUUUCCUCCUGAGGCUUCUUCCCUCCGGUCCAUCCCUGGAGUGCAGGCAGGGGACGGUGUGGACCGACGCGCGGCGUCGGCUGGAGCAGCGCCGUAGGGUCCUUCGCCCACAGCAUCCGGUCCGAGGGUACACACAGGCAGAAGGCUCGCAGCUCGUCCACUCUCCUCUCUCUCUCCUCCUCUCCCUAGCUUUUGUGUUGGUGCCUCCGAGCUGCAAGAAGGGUGUGCUGAAGGAGGAGGAGGGGGGCCGGGGUGAGAGGCACCCCCUUCACGCGCGCGCGCACACGGUGCCGGCGCACGCUCACACGGGCGGACACACACGCGCGCACACACACGCACAGAGCUCGCUCGCCUCGAGCGCACGAACGUGGACGUUCUCUUUGUGUGGAGCCCUCGAGGGGGUUUGGGGCCCCGGUCCGGUCCGGGGGAGAUGGCGCAGCCCAUCCUGGGCCAUGGGAGCCUGCAGCCCACCUCAGCCUCCGGCCUGGCAUCCCUGGAGCUCGACUCGUCGCUGGACCAGUACGUGCAGAUUCGCAUCUUCAAAAUCAUCGUGAUUGGGGACUCCAACGUGGGCAAGACCUGCCUGACCUUCCGCUUCUGCGGGGGUACCUUCCCAGACAAGACUGAAGCCACCAUCGGCGUGGACUUCAGGGAGAAGACAGUGGAAAUCGAGGGCGAGAAGAUCAAGGUUCAGGUGUGGGACACAGCAGGUCAGGAACGUUUCCGCAAAAGCAUGGUCGAGCAUUACUACCGCAAUGUACAUGCCGUAGUCUUCGUCUAUGACGUCACCAAGAUGACAUCAUUCACCAACCUCAAAAUGUGGAUCCAAGAAUGCAAUGGGCAUGCGGUGCCCCCACUAGUCCCCAAAGUGCUUGUGGGCAACAAGUGUGACUUGAGGGAACAGAUCCAGGUGCCCUCCAACUUAGCCCUGAAAUUCGCUGAUGCCCACAACAUGCUCUUGUUUGAGACUUCGGCCAAGGACCCCAAAGAGAGCCAGAAUGUGGAGUCAAUUUUCAUGUGCCUGGCUUGCCGAUUGAAGGCCCAGAAAUCCCUGCUGUAUCGUGAUGCUGAGAGGCAGCAGGGGAAGGUGCAGAAACUGGAGUUCCCACAGGAAGCUAACAGUAAAGCUUCCUGUCCUUGCUGAAACCAAAUGGUGUAAAUACAAGAUAAAUUAUCACUGGAGUUUUUUCUUCCCUUUUUUCUGUGCCUGCAUAAUGCUGACACCUGCUUGUUUCCAUACAAAUUGAUAUCAAAAUAAAAUUUGUAUCGAUUAUC